Molecule: messenger RNA, 1911 nt
Organism: Aspergillus steynii IBT 23096
Lineage: Eukaryota; Fungi; Ascomycota; Eurotiomycetes; Eurotiales; Aspergillaceae
Product: putative serine/threonine protein kinase (Nrc-2)
Exons: 5
Coding region: 1-1911 (636 amino acids)
Biological process (GO): protein phosphorylation
Cellular component (GO): plasma membrane; nucleus; cytoplasm
Molecular function (GO): ATP binding; protein serine/threonine kinase activity
Source: RefSeq, a predicted model, not a curated record
AUGACGCAGCUUUUCGCCUCGAGCCCGUCCAAUGUGACAAACGAAAAACGUGGGAAUUUUUCCGGUCUCUCCAUGGCGUCCAAGAAGCACCCCGGCGAGUCGAGCCAUCUUCCGACCAAGAUAAAGAAUUUCUUUCGCAUCAACAGCUCCGGCGGCAAUUCGUCCCACCAAAGCCAUCACCACAGUGGCGACCGGGAUCGCGACAGUUCGUCCGGCACCGCCAAACUCGAUACCAAGUCGACUUUCAGACAGUCCCGUUUCCUACCCACCAUUGGUCGCAAUCGCUCAACCACCGUCGCGAGUGAAGGCAACCCGCUGGAUGAGGGAGUCUCGCCUACCGCCACGGCCAACCCGUAUUUCGUCCACCAAGGACAACCCUCUCUGCAACAUCGCAAUGACGGCUCCGUCCCCUCUUCGCCUCCGGACACCCCCGAACUGCAAGUGGACGGCGUCUCCGCCGCCGAGCAGGCCACCACUGCCAACAAGGAGGAAUUAGCACGGAAGCUUCGUCGCGUCGCUUCCGCGCCGAACGCGCAGGGUCUGUUUGCGCGGGAUGAGGCCGAGCGCCCCCAGACUGCUGAGCUGGGCAAGGAGCCGUUGGUGGAGCAGGCGGGCGCCGUUGACUCGCAAGUCAGCCUUCCCGGGGAUAAGGAAUUGAAUCUUGCCGUGCCCGCACUUGGCGCCGAUAGCAAGCUUCCUAGUCCGGGUCAGAUCCGCGACGCGGUUGCUUUCCGUAGGACGUAUAGCUCCAACUCGAUUAAGAUCCGCAACGUGGAGGUCGGACCAAGCAGCUUUGACAAGGUCAAACUGAUUGGUAAGGGUGAUGUCGGCAAGGUCUACCUUGUCCGUGAAAAGAAGUCGACCCGACUGUAUGCCAUGAAAGUUCUGAGCAAGAAGGAGAUGAUCAAGCGAAACAAAAUCAAGCGGGCCUUGGCUGAGCAGGAGAUUCUCGCCACGAGUAACCACCCGUUUAUUGUUACCCUCUAUCACUCUUUCCAGUCUGAAGACUACCUUUAUCUGUGCAUGGAAUACUGCAGUGGUGGUGAAUUUUUCAGAGCUCUGCAAACGCGUCCCGGGAAGUGCAUUUCGGAGGACGCUGCACGAUUCUACGCUGCGGAAGUCACUGCCGCUCUCGAGUAUCUUCAUCUGAUGGGAUUCAUUUACCGAGAUUUGAAACCAGAGAACAUUCUUCUUCACCAGUCAGGUCACAUUAUGUUGUCGGACUUUGAUCUUUCCAAACAGUCUGGCCCGGGAGGUGCACCCACGAUGAUCCCAGGACGUAGCGGUAGCUCGACGACGUCUUUGCCUACUAUCGACACAAAGUCUUGCAUCGCUGAUUUCCGAACCAACUCGUUUGUCGGCACGGAGGAAUACAUCGCUCCCGAGGUCAUCAAGGGAUGCGGACAUACCAGUGCUGUUGACUGGUGGACGCUUGGUAUCCUAAUCUACGAGAUGCUUUACGGAACCACGCCAUUCAAGGGCAAGAACCGGAAUGGUACCUUUGGCAACAUCCUGCGUGAUGAUGUACAGUUCCCCGAACACGCAGGGGCGCAGCAGAUAUCGAACACCUGCAAAUCCUUAAUCCGCAAGCUCUUGAUUAAAGAUGAGACGAAGCGUCUUGGGGCCCGAGCGGGAGCCUCCGAUGUCAAGACGCACCCCUUCUUCCGGCAAACGCAAUGGGCGCUUAUUCGCCACAUGAAACCACCCAUGAUCCCUAACCAGGGACGCGCAACCGACACCCUGAACUUCCGCAACGUCAAGGAAAGUGCCAGUGUCGACAUCGGAGGGAACAACCCCACCAAGAUGAAGGGUGUUCCCAUGGAUUCUGGCCUUGCCACACCCAACGGCGAAAUCUCCGACCCGUUCGAGGAAUUUAACAGCGUUACCCUUCACCAUGACGGGGACAUGUAA